AUGUAUAAGAAUAAAACGAGAGAACUGUUCGUAGGCUUGAUUGAACGGCCUCCUUUAACUGAUCAGCUACUACAACGACCACCGUUUCGAUUUUUGCACGAUGUUGUCAAUGCUACAAUUCAAAAUACUGGAUAUUUAAUGGAUAAAUUUACAAGUGAAGAACUGAUAGCUUCAAAUGUAACAAAUAAAGAAGCAAAAGCGAGCUUUCUUAAGAAACUAAUCAAAGCACUAAAUGAUGAUGGCUCACUGAAAGAUGUCAAAGUGACAAAAAUAAUUGCUGGCAAAGAACCUGAAAUGACCAAUUUGGUUAGAUCUCGGAUUUUUUAUCACCUUCCAAGAUUACUACAAAAACUGGCUGCUGACGCGAUAGAAUAUCGAAAUGCAAAAUUAAAUGAUUCAGAAGAACGGAAACAAAAAAAGGGAAAAAAAUUGCAUAAGAAAGAAAUAAAUACAAAAGAAGGAAACAAUGACAAGCAGAGAUUAAAACCUAGCAGAAGUCGAGAAAUAAUGCAGAAAGAAGUUGAAAACAAAGUAAACAUGGAAAAAGGAUCAGUUAACAAUGAAAAACGAAAAGGUUUUAUAAAGGCCAAGCAUGUUGAAGAUGCUGAAGUACACGCAUCACAUGUAAAAAUAGAACAAUCAAUUCAUACUGACAAAGAACUUUCAGGUACUGCAAAGACGGAAGAUAGCGGUAUUGCUGAUGAUAUAACAAACGAGAAAGAAAAUAAUUUGGUAGCAGUACCAAUGAAGGAACAACCGAGCUUAUCGUUGUUAUUAAUACGACCACGAACUUCAUUAGAAAGACCGGGCACUGCAUCAGCACGACCCCCGCCCCCAAAAUUAAAAAAAAAACAGGUCGAUGAAAUCGAAAAAAAGCCAGAAUCUGCAAAGCGAACAGAAAAUGAAGAGGACUUUGUAAUAAAAACUGAAUCAUCAUAUGAUGCAAAUGACCGCGUAAAUGCAGACAAACUUAUUACUGAAGAACAUGGUGGUUUAGUGCGGAAAAUUCUCGAAACUAAAAAAGAAUUGGACAAAAAAAUUGGAGAUGAAUCACGCAAUGCAAGCAUUAGAGUGUUUGAUGAAAGAGAUAUAGCGAAAUCACAACAGGAGCUAGCUAAUCUACAAAGAAUUAUGCAACAGAUAACACAAACAGCACAUUUGCUUUCCCGUCUUUUUGAAAAUGUACAGGAGGAUGCCGAGAGUAUGUUUAGAGAAAUGGAAGAGUGGCGUUCAAAGAAUAGAAAAAACUUGCAUCAAUUACAAGAACAAAAAGGUAAUAUCCAAAACACCACAGAGAGUUUGUUGUUAGAGUUAAAUCGGUUGGAUGAACAAAUCAAGGAAACCAAAUCUGCUAUUGCUAAAACAAAAGCUAAUAUUAUUGUUAACGAGCGAAAAAUUGAAGCUGUAGUCAAUGAUAUUUAA
Thelazia callipaeda (thelaziosis nematode) is the source of this 1422-nucleotide messenger RNA. The record is from the annotation of a GenBank genome assembly. Lineage: Eukaryota; Metazoa; Nematoda; Chromadorea; Rhabditida; Thelaziidae.